Molecule: messenger RNA, 1730 nt
Organism: Stegastes partitus (bicolor damselfish)
Lineage: Eukaryota; Metazoa; Chordata; Actinopteri; Pomacentridae
Gene: odad1
Product: outer dynein arm docking complex subunit 1
Exons: 14
Coding region: 1-1632 (543 amino acids)
Biological process (GO): outer dynein arm assembly; cilium movement
Cellular component (GO): axoneme
Source: RefSeq, a predicted model, not a curated record
AUGAACAGAGGAAGAGCUGCUGCAGACUCAGACCAGACCAGAGACACGGACUCUGAUGCAGAGGCUGAGCUAGCCAAGCUUCAGAGACGUUACAGGAUCAUGGAGCGAGACCAGCAGGCCUACAAGGUCAAGGCCCAGAGGGAGCUCCGUAAACAAGAGCAGGUGAGGGAGCAGCUGCUGAAGGAGCAGGACGAGCUGCACCAACAAGCCGGCGUCAGUAAGAACCCGUCCCACCAGCAGCAGGACAGUCGGGAGGCCCAGCACAUCCGGGCUCUGCUCCAGGAGGGCGACGCGCUGGACGAGGAGAUAGAGAACGAGAUGCAACGUCAGCACGGGCAACAGAAAGAGAUCUUGAAGAUGGAGCUGAAGCUGGCAGAGCUUCCUAAAGGAGAGGCCUGUUGGAGCGCUGCAGGGAGAUCUGGGAAACAGCUGACUCAGAAGCUCAUGAGGAAUUUGCUAUGCAAGCUGGACGAAGCCUUGACGUGCUUCAAUGAGCAGAUAACUGUGAACAAACAGCUGAGAGAGGAAGUGCAGACUCUUCACACCGAGCGUGUCCGAUUCCAGCAGCUACGCAACAGGCUCAACAAGGAACUGCAGGAAGUCCGCAAGAAGAUCCAGGAGGACACCAGCCUGGCCAGCGCUGUGUACGAUGCCAGGGCGGAGGCUCAGUCCAAGAUGACCACGAUGCUGGAGAAGGCAGAGAAGGAGCGUGUCCAGUACAACGCCGAGAUGAAGGAGCUGCAGAGGGUCAUCGCACAUGACAGCAGCCUGAAAGGAUUCAUGGGCAACAAGUACACACAACUGUCAGAGCUGAAGGAUCAGAACAGGAUGGACUCGGAGGAGGAGUCGCCGGACGCUCUGGAGGAGAUGUUUAAGGGGAUCCAGAUCCUGACUGAGCAGGACAGCGUGGACCAGCCGGUCACCAGAGUCGCCAAGCCUGGAGACGUCUAUAAUUUUGUGACCGAGCAAAACAAGGAGAUUGAGGCACUAAGGAAGGAAAUCAGCCAGGUCCGGGAGGAGAUGGAGCAGUACCGGGCUGAAAGCUUGGAGCAGGACCAGGAUCACCGCUCACGACUGAGAGACGCUGACGAGAAACGACACAAAGCUGAAGCUCAAGCGGAGGAAUACGAAAACCAAGCCAACAGCAUGAGCAGCGUCCUGGACGAGAUCAUGACAGGAAUAAACAGCAUCUUCUCUAAGAUGGAGUGUGAGCGCUCAGUGGCCGAGGAAACGCUGGGCUCGUCUGCAGGCGUCACGGAGAACAACUUCAUGUUCUACCUCGGCCUGCUGGAGCAGAAGACCAACGAGCUGCUCACCAUACAAGCGUUCCUCACCUCGAAAGAUCCAGAAAAGGACUACAAUCCAAAGGACCUGGCCAAGAUCCUUCUGGGUCAGAACCCAGAACUCCUGCAGCAGAGCAUGAGCAUCCAGCCUGCGGUCGACAGAGUGGACUACGAUGCAGAGGAGCGUCCCAUCACCGAAGAGGAAGAACAGCCGCUCUCACAGGCAGAACUUCGCCAAAGAAUCCUGAAGAAGAAGGAGAGUUCUGCCCGGCCGCCGUCGACCAAAGCCUCAAAGACGGGCCUGCUGUUAGCGGACCGACGGCGCUCCCUGGAGGACGUGCUGAUCUGACACGGUGACCGGAUCGGUGUUGUUCAUGUGUUCUUAUUAAAAACUGGAUCGUAACCAGCGGCGGAACCGACUCGACACAAAUAAACAUUUUAAAGCAU